AUGGCAGACCAGGUAACUUCCAACUCUGAAGUCUUAGACGGGUCAGUCCGCCGAGGGCCGGUCACUGCCAGCUCAGAUACUGCAAGUAAUGAAGUUAAUAUCAAUAAUGGCCAGCAGCAAGGUUCGAGUGAAAAUGGCAUAGAGCCUUUUAAUUUCGUACUUUUAGGUACUGUUCGAGAUCGAAUAUUCCAGGCUAUGCUGGUACGCAUGGCCGUGUGUUACAAUCAGUAUGUGCCGAAGUUUAUUAGACGUCUGAUUGAGUUUUUCACUUUAUUAAUAGUAAGCACUCUUCAUAGUUCUCUUCCAACUGCUGUCUUAGUUAUGCUUCUGCUUUUGAAGUUUUGUUAUUUAGCUUUGGUUUUGCUCUGUCUCAUGCUGUAUGUUCAUUUUUCGUUUGGCAGAAGGGAUGCAGAUUGUCUCUCCUCUUUAACAGAUGUAUGGCCACGUGAUGGGGUUUUAAGGGUAGAAGUUAUUAACAAUUUGGAUAAGUACAAUGCAUUUCAAGAACGUUUGGCGGAAACUUCAAGACUGGAAAGAACUCAGUCAAACUUAACUUUCUUUAGCCUGAAGGAAGUACUGAUGAAAGGACCAGUUGCACUUCCAAAAGAACUGAGAAAAAUGGGAAGAACUGCAUCAAAGGAAGAUCCUGAUCAUUGGAGCAAUUUAAUACUGACCAACCAAACAGUAUUUGACUUUUUAUGGAAGUCUGGAAGGACAGCCGGAGAUCGCAUUUCAAAAGAUGAUCUGAUGUUAACUUCCAAUCAAGAUUUGGAUGAGGAUCUUACAAAUUAUGGACAGAAUGGGCCAGAGGCAACUUAUGAGUGUGUAAUUGAGUAUUCUUUGCAUACCGGUCUACUGAAGCUUUCUGAUGCAUAUCGAGCAGAACAUAAAAUUCCAUUCAUGCGAGUACGGAUUGAUCCUGACACUGACGAAUGCUUUGGUGAUGCAUUUCAUCGUUUUUUGAUGCGGUAUUUUUUGGGUUUCGAGGAUGCUUUAAUGUCGUCUGUCAAAUCACUUGCUGGAAAUGAGGUUGAGAAAGGUUUUUUGAAGGAUUUGAUGAAUGGUGAAUUAUAUCGGUUUGUUCCAUCUGGUCAUUCGAGAAUUAGCUAUUUGUAUGCCUUUUUCGUGAUGCUUAUUUUUACUUUUGCGAUAUCCAUGCUACUUCGUUUUUCACACUACCAAAUCUUCGUUUUCAUAGUUGAUUUAUUACAAAUUUUUGAUCAGAAUUCUAUCAUGGAGUUUCCUGCUGCUCCUUUGCUAACAGUGAUAAUGGCGUUGUUUGGGAUGGAAACAAUAAUGAGAGAUAUAUUCAAUGAUACUUCGACAGGAUUUUAUGUAAUUUUGCUUGUUUGGAUUGCGGACCAAUUUGAUUCAAUAUGCUGCCACGCUCCUAUAAGCAAGCGACAUUGGCUUAGGUCCGUAUAA
Molecule: messenger RNA, 1425 nt
Organism: Enterobius vermicularis (human pinworm)
Lineage: Eukaryota; Metazoa; Nematoda; Chromadorea; Rhabditida; Oxyuridae
Source: the annotation of a GenBank genome assembly